Brugia malayi is the source of this 1710-nucleotide messenger RNA. RefSeq lists its product as uncharacterized. The record is from RefSeq and is a predicted model, not a curated record. The transcript is spliced from 12 exons. Bases 1 to 1710 code for a protein of 569 amino acids. Lineage: Eukaryota; Metazoa; Nematoda; Chromadorea; Rhabditida; Onchocercidae.
AUGGGCGAUACAGAAGAGUCGAUCGAUGCCAGUGUGAUGGGAUCAAAUAAACAGAAGAAAACUGCGAUAGAGAAGCCAUCAGCUUCGCCAUGCGGCUCUUCAAGCUCCGGAGAAAUCAGUGACGAUAGUGAUGGUGAAGCGGAAGAUGCUGUUCAUCAUGUGGCUCAAUCAGAGGCUACGAGAAAUGGUUUUAUUGAAUAUCGUAGAAGAGAAUUUAAAAGGGAUUUCCACUCUAAUCGAGAACAUGAUGUGCCGCAACAAUUUGAUCCUGAUAAUGAUUAUCGGCAUCCACAUUUGACACCUGAACAAAUUUCCCUUCGCGUGCGAAAAAUUCCAGGACCAGAUGUGCUGGUAGAAUUAAGUGAUGUAGGCAUGCGACAUUUGUUAUCCGAUGUGCAUGAAUUGGAUCGUGAGCAAAUUCGACUUUCCAACAAUCGUCGGAAGUUAUUGGAACAGAUGCGCCAAAUGCAUAAACAAGAAAUAGGAUCUUUACGGGAGUGUAUGGAAACGUUGAAGAGGUUGAUGAGUGAACGUGGAAUGAAUUUACUAGCCACACACAUUGGACAAGAUGUGAUGGAGUUCCUACAUGAAAAAGACCAAACUUUCAGUGCAGGAAGUGUAUCGUUGCCGACAAAGGUGCUGGAUUCAUCGUCAGAUUCAUGCCGCGGUUCGUACGGUGUUUUUCCGAAGACUCAAAGCUUUGCACAAAAUUCCUUACCACCACGACCGCAUUUUGUCCCGGAAUGUUCCGGUGCUUUCAGUUAUCCUCCAGUUACACCAACAAUGCCUGGACCACUCAUUUUACCGCCACCAGAUUUCUCAGUUCCUCCACCAUUUCCCGCUCAUGCAUUACAAGCAGGAAAUGAUCAUGCAUUCGAAAGCCCUGGUACAUCGGCGAUCACUACUCGAGAUGUCUCGGUGACCUCAUCAAUGAGCGCACCUUCCUUAUGCGGUGCAAUUGGUGAGUCAGGAACACAGAAUCCGUUGCGAAAUAUAUCUUUAGUUACUACAAAUGAAAGGACUGCGGAAAUAGCAAGUGGAUCGAGCAAUCAUAUACCACCUAGCAGUACCGGAGCGCCAGAAAAUAUUGGGAGGCUGGGAUUUCGGCCAAAGAUAAAUCGCGAACUGGAUCAUUCAGGGUUGCUGUCUGGAAUUCCACAGCAACCACCGCAACCACCAAUGAUGGGGAUGAUGAGAACACAGCAGCGUUUUGGUAUACCACCAUUUCGUGAUGGUGUAUCAAUUAUGGAUAACGCUCGUGGAGCACCGUUUCUGGAUGAACGUGGAAUGCCAUUUCCGAAUAGCAGGAUUGUUUCGUUAUAUGAUGAUGGUCGAUUACCAUUUCAUGAAUAUGAACAUCCACAAGGUGAUGAAGCGAUUCGAAUUCGGCACGUGUGGAGUACACGGCCACCAGUCACUCAGAGGAGGUUGUUGCAACCAGGAGUUUUUCGUGAUCGAAAGAUUCAACGUGUCAUGGUUAGUACGUCUGCUGGUCGAAUUCAAGGAGCGGAGAUACGUGACCGUUCGCGUUCUCCACAUGGUGGUUCGAAGCCACUAAUUGCAAAUAGUAGCUGCGAAACUAUUGCUACUACUACAAUUGCUGCAAAUAUCAGUGCAACUCAUGUGUCAUCAAAUAAUGACGUAGAAGGAAACGUUAUGUUAGUUGACGAGAACAGUGAACCAGGGACCGAUAAGAUCAGUCAAUGUUGA